This is a messenger RNA of Histoplasma capsulatum G186AR, 309 nucleotides long. RefSeq lists its product as uncharacterized. Lineage: Eukaryota; Fungi; Ascomycota; Eurotiomycetes; Onygenales; Ajellomycetaceae. The record is from RefSeq and is a predicted model, not a curated record. The transcript has 2 exons. The coding region runs from base 1 to 309 and encodes 102 amino acids.
AUGGACAAAACUUUCCCUGACCAAGGCAGCAGGCAGUAUUUCCAAGGGUUGGGUAUAUUGGAUAUUAGCACUGCCAUCUGCCCUACUAGGCAUGUCCUUGUUGUUAGACAAGUGGGUGGCUACAUAAAGGACCAGAACGACAAGCAAGGCUCUCCUAUAUUCUCAUUCGGACGCCAGACCAAUAUUGAUCACCUUGGCGACAAGGCAAGGUCGAGUGCCUCUGAAACGCCAGCAGGCAUGCCACCCCAGCCGCCGGUCAUUCCUGUACCGCCUGAAAAGAACAAGAUACACUUGCACGGUGACCUCUGA